AUGAGCCGCGUGGUCUCGCUGUUGCUGGGUGCCGCACUGCUCUGCGGCCACGGGGCCUUCUGCCGCCGGGUGGUCAGCGGCCAAAAGGUAUGUUUUGCUGAUUUCAAACAUCCCUGCUACAAGAUGGCCUACUUCCAUGAGCUAUCCAGCCGAGUGAGCUUUCAGGAGGCACGCCUGGCUUGUGAGAGCGAAGGGGGAGUCCUUCUCAGCCUUGAGAAUGAAGCAGAACAGAAGUUAAUAGAAAGCAUGUUGCAAAACCUGACAAAGCCUGGAACCGGAAUUUCUGAUGGUGAUUUCUGGAUAGGGCUUUGGAGAAAUGGAGAGGGGCAAACAUCUGGUGCCUGCCCAGAUCUCUACCAGUGGUCCGAUGGAAGUAGUUCCCAGUACCGAAACUGGUAUACUGAUGAACCUUCCUGUGGAAGUGAAAAGUGUGUUGUGAUGUAUCAUCAGCCAACAGCCAAUCCUGGCCUCGGGGGUCCCUACCUUUACCAGUGGAAUGACGACAGGUGCAACAUGAAGCACAAUUACAUCUGCAAGUAUGAACCAGAGAUUAAUCCAACAGCUCCGAUAGAAAAGACUUAUUUUACAAAUCAACCUGGAGACACUCAUCAAAACGUGGUUGUUACUGAGGCAGGAAUAAUUCCCAAUCUAAUCUAUGUUGUUAUACCAACGAUCCCAUUGCUCUUACUGAUACUGGUUGCUUUCGGAACCUGCUGUUUCCAGAUGCUGCAUAAAAGUAAAGGAAGAACAAAAACUAGCCCACACCAGUCCACACUGUGGAUUUCAAAAAGCACCAGGAAAGAAAGUGGCAUGGAAGUAUAAUAAUUCAUUGACUUGGCUCCAGAAAAGAAAAUAGAGUUUUGUAAUUCUGGAUCUGUAUAAGGAAUGGCAUCAGAACAUUAGCUUGGAAUGGCUUGAAAUCUCAAACGAUGUACAAGAUGAACUGUAAGCUCCCCCUUGAGGCAAAUAUUAAAAUAAUUUUUAUAUGUUUAUCAUUUCAUUUAUAAAAUAACGCUGUGCUGAUAAUGGAGUGAGACAUGCUUAUUUUGCUAAAGGAUGCACCAAAACUUCAAGUAAAUAGGAUGGACCAUGCAGAUUAAAUUGCUAUGAACACAUCAGAGAAGUAUGUGCAUUGGAAGCAGUUAUUUUUGUUUCUUUCACCUUUCAUAAGUUGUAAUCUAGUUAAUGUAAGGUAAAUUGCAUUGAAGUUUACAGUGUGCAAAAUAUUUUUCCUUUACAUAAGUGUUAGAUAAAAAUGGACUGUUCUUGUAUUUAUUUUUACAGUGUUUCAU
This is a messenger RNA of Globicephala melas (long-finned pilot whale), 1292 nucleotides long. RefSeq names its product chondrolectin (gene CHODL). The record is from RefSeq and is a predicted model, not a curated record. Gene Ontology annotation, cellular component: cytoplasm. Lineage: Eukaryota; Metazoa; Chordata; Mammalia; Artiodactyla; Delphinidae. Gene Ontology annotation, biological process: positive regulation of axonogenesis.